GGUUCGAAGAAUACAGCGAAAACGAAGGCUUCUGCUAGUGCGCAACGAGUUACAACUGAAUCGUCUUCUUCGAAUUCGCAACUGUGUAAAGCAGAGGAGACACCACACAGUAGUGACGAUCAAAAGCCUGGAAGGAUUCGUACAGCGUCACCUAAUCAACCUGACAUAUCUGUGCUGAAAAUCAUUUCGCCCAAAAGGAAUAGCAAGCAACCGCGUAAACUUCAAGCGGUAAAUAGUGAAGCGGGUCGCAAGCGUGGAACACCUGGAUCAGGCUCUGGUAAACUUGUUUGUGUGUCUCUGAUUUAUUAA
This is a messenger RNA of Ostertagia ostertagi, 309 nucleotides long. NCBI's taxonomy places the organism in Eukaryota, Metazoa, Nematoda, Chromadorea, Rhabditida, Trichostrongylidae. The record is from the annotation of a GenBank genome assembly.